UUCCACGGGAUGGCCGGAGUUCCCACGUGACCCGUAGGGGGUUGGGGGGAGAGGCGAGGAGGAGAAGGAAGCGACCGAGGAAGAGUGCCGGCGUUCCUGCCGCCGCCGCUGUCGCCCUACGUCUCUCCCGGUCCCGGCCGGCGGCGCCGAAAGCGGACCGUGUGGGGAGGCGGAUCCAUCAUGGCGUCUAUGCAGGUGAGCAGCCUGCGGCAGACUGGAGUGGCGCGUCCCUUCGUCCCCAGAAGAGGCUACAGAAAGAACUGCUAGCUUUGCAGAAUGACCCGCCACCAGGAAUGACCUUGAAUGAAAAGAGUGUACAAAAUUCAAUUACGCAGUGGAUAGUAGACAUGGAAGGGGCUUCUGGAACAUUAUAUGAAGGGGAGAAAUUUCAACUGCUAUUUAAAUUCAGUAGUCGGUAUCCAUUUGAUUCUCCUCAGGUUGUGUUUACUGGUGAAAAUAUUCCUGUUCAUCCUCACGUUUAUAGCAAUGGACAUAUCUGUUUAUCUAUUCUAACAGAAGACUGGUCUCCAGCUCUUUCAGUGCAAUCAGUUUGUCUUAGCAUUAUCAGCAUGCUUUCAAGCUGCAAAGAAAAGAGAAGGCCACCAGAUAAUUCAUUUUAUGUAAGAACAUGUAACAAGAAUCCAAAGAAAACAAAAUGGUGGUAUCACGAUGACACUUGUUGACACCAUCAUUCUAUGAUUCAACUAACAGAAGAUAGUCCUACUGAGAAAAUGAGCACUUUGAUCAUUCAGUCUUUGAACUUUAACCUCCUGACUGGAAACGAUAAAUAGGCAAUGAAGACUACUUCCUUUGACUGAAUUUUUACUAGUAUGCAUUCUGGGCGCAUGUUGAUCGCUGGUUCACACCAUGCUACUGACAUGCCUUUUGUAGUCAUACAAUGUUAAUGCUGGAAAAUGUCAUUCAAUUUUAACAUUCGAAAGAAUUCAGGUCUUCAUGUAUUGUGCAAUAAUACGAAUUUCUUGGUGGUUUUGGUAUAUCCAUUGCCACAGAAGAUUGUAUCAGGAAACAUAUAUGCUUUCCACACAAUAGUUUAGAUGCAUGAUAGGGCCUAUGAAAGGUUUUAAGUAUAUUAAGAUGAUAAGUAACCUAUCUUUUACUUUGAAAGCCACCUAAUUUGUUUAGAUAUGGAUUCUGUGCACUGUGAUAAUAAAACUAGCAGCAUAAGUUAAAACAUGCUUAACCAAGAAAUUAAUAAGAUCAUUGCAUAUUUACUGAACUGCCAGUGUCUUGACAAGCAAGUUUUUUCAAGUUAUGUCAGCAGAAAGGUACGUUCUAUGGUAGAAUAAAUAUCUUUUGUUUGUGUAUGUUAUAUUUCUGAAGAGAAGGUAUGAAUAAAUAAGGCAGAAGUGGUUUAAUCAAGGAAAACCAUGUUAUGAAAUAGAAACAGAGAGCAGUGAUAAAACUGAAUUUGCUGCAGUCCAUGAUUGGGCUUGUUAAUAUGUAUACUAGAGCUAUUUUCCAAGUAGAUUGCACACUGUUAUUUCAUACUAGCCUUCAGCAUGAGCCCUGUUGCCUACACAAUACUUCAUUUAUUUAUGUGUCUAAAAAUUUGAGUUCACCGUUUCUUUUGUGGUCUUAUAUGUCAUAUUUGAAUGUUACAAAACAAUAUUUUCACUAAAAAGCUAUCAGAAGAUAUUUUCUUGUAAAUUAUUUCUUUAUUAACAUUAUCUUGUCUUUUAAUUCUGUACCAUAAAGGAAGAAAUACAUUUUGGACAGAGAUGAACUGUUUUGACAAAAAGUGUGGAUCUUUUUAUUUAAACUUAAGACAAAUAUAUAUAAAUAUAUAUAUUUUUCUUACCUUACUUGUCCCAUACAGCCAUAACAAUUUUCCAGGUUUUCUUUAAA
This is a messenger RNA of Thamnophis elegans (Western terrestrial garter snake), 1866 nucleotides long. RefSeq names its product ubiquitin conjugating enzyme E2 W (gene UBE2W). The coding region runs from base 294 to 683 and encodes 129 amino acids. The transcript is spliced from 6 exons. The record is from RefSeq and is a predicted model, not a curated record. NCBI's taxonomy places the organism in Eukaryota, Metazoa, Chordata, Lepidosauria, Squamata, Natricidae.